This is a messenger RNA of Pistacia vera, 1163 nucleotides long. RefSeq lists its product as uncharacterized. Lineage: Eukaryota; Viridiplantae; Streptophyta; Magnoliopsida; Sapindales; Anacardiaceae. The record is from RefSeq and is a predicted model, not a curated record. The coding region runs from base 172 to 822 and encodes 216 amino acids. The transcript has 3 exons. Gene Ontology annotation, molecular function: protein-disulfide reductase activity.
AACAAUUCUCUAAAUAAAACAAGCCCUUAAUUUGACUCUUUUUUAUCGGUAUCCCUCUAAACGGGAACCGACUUGGGCACCACGAAAGGUACGGAAACGACACACUCCUUUCAUUUCAGUAUGUGCAGCUCAAGAACAUAAUGACUUGAAUCGCUGGAGUUUUGAGCAAAAAUGUUAUUCAGACACUCUCAAAAAUUGACUAAACAUUCUUCUUCUCUUUUGAGAAAUCAUAUUCAUGGCUUGUUUUACUCAGCUUUUUCCUUUGCAUCAUCACCAACCCACGUCGUUUCUGGAGCGCCCGCUGAUGUUGCCGACGUUACUGGGGCUGCUGAUCUCGUCUUCACUACACCAGGUUCUUCCACUGUGAAGCCGCUGACUGACCCCACUCUUCUGCAGCCACGUGUCGUCAUCUAUGAUGGCGUUUGCCAUCUUUGCCACGGAGGGGUGAAGUGGGUGAUUGGAGUUGACAAGUAUAGGAAGAUCAAAUUCUGUUGUCUCCAAUCCAAAACUGCUGAACCAUACUUGGCACUGUGUGGUCUUGAUAGAGAAGAUGUUCGCCGUCGCUUUGUGUUUGUUGAAGGCCUAGGUUUAUACCACCAAGCAUCUACUGCUGCGCUGAAAGUGCUGUCGUACCUCCCAUUGCCUUACACGGCCUUAAGUGCCUUUUUAAUAAUUCCAAGGCCCCUUAGAGACGCUGUGUAUGAUUAUGUUGCCAAGCGACGCUAUAACUGGUUUGGGAAGAGUGAAGAUUGCUUAGUAUUGCAGGAAAAAGAGUUGCUAGAGCGUUUCAUUGACAGAGAUGAGAUGAUGGAUCAAAAUUGAUCAGAUUUGUGAUAUACUCUGCUGAUGCAAUCAGCUCUUUUUUGUUAACAUUGUCUUGGUUUGACAUAACUGAAAGGAUAUUAGGAUGUAGCAUUGUAAAUUCAUAAUAUUGUAGAGGUGAUACCCAGAAAGUUGAGAGAACGAGGGCUAUAUAGAGGUAUGCCUAAUUGAUUCAAUGUAGUUCCUGGUAUGCUAAGUUAAUUGAUCAUUACAUUUACUCAAAUGACUCGAUGUUGAUUUAAGAUAUUGCUCAGUAGAGUGAUUAUAACAUUUACUCAACGACUCUUUUUUGGCUGAGCCGUAUCUUGCUGGGCUGAUGUUGAUUCAAUAUAUUGCCACUU